Fomitiporia mediterranea MF3/22 is the source of this 570-nucleotide messenger RNA. Its product is annotated as kinase-like protein. Gene Ontology annotation, molecular function: protein kinase activity; ATP binding. The transcript has 3 exons. Gene Ontology annotation, biological process: protein phosphorylation. Lineage: Eukaryota; Fungi; Basidiomycota; Agaricomycetes; Hymenochaetales; Hymenochaetaceae. The annotation marks the transcript as partial. The record is from RefSeq and is a predicted model, not a curated record.
GUGUUUGUUAAUCUUCAGUCCCUCUUCCUGCAGAGCCUUGUGAAAGAAAUGUAUAUUUGGUCGAAACUCGAGCAUCCGAAUAUUCUUCGAUUUGAAGGCUUCUUCCUCGGAGAUGAUAGCUAUCCUCAUUUAGUAUCCAGGUGGAUGGAAGAUGGGACCGUCCUUGACUAUAUCAGAAGGCAUCCAGGAACAGACUUGCUGCACAUAGCCCUUGGUAUCGCCGAAGGUUUGAACUAUCUUCAUUUGAAAGGAAUUAUCCAUUCGGACAUUAAACCGGCCAACAUUUUGAUGUCUGGCUCACGCGUACCUCUUCUAUGCGACUUUGGUCAGUCUCGUAAUCUGGGAGGGUUAACGACCUUUGCAUUCAGCGUAUCUGCAAGCGGCGAGUCAAAGGGCACAAUCUCAUUUACGUCACCCGAGUUGCUUGACGGUACUGAUCUCAAGCCCACUGAAAAGUCAGACGUGUGGGCAUUUGGAAUGACCAUCUGGGUAAAUCGACUCACACAAAUACGCGAAUGUGCUGACCGUUAUUGUUCAGUGCCUCUUGACGCUCAUGAUACCAUACGCUAA